AUGGAGAAGACAGCGUGGAGACGACGGUGUGGAGAAGACAGCGUGGGGACGACAAUGUGGAAAAGUAGUUCGGCGACGUCGUGGCGAGGAUUUAUGUUUGGCAAAGCUUCAGCCUCUCUUCUUAGAGACCGGAUCCUCUGCGCCCGCGUCCCCUGCGCCCUCUGCGCCCGUCGCUACACGACAAAAAAAAAGCACGUGCUUAGCACGAAAAAAAAUAAGAAAAUCCUAAGCGAGACCUCCUCUUCGCCCGCCGAAAAAGCCAUCUCCGCUUCUUCUCCAGCCGACGACGCAGAGCUCCUGCAGAUCUACGCGAUGCCUGUGUUCGACAUGAUGGAGAGCUAUCUGGUCAAAGAGCUUCGCUUUCCUCCUGGCCUAACUCUUCGCCUGAUAACACGAAGUGCUUAUGUCGCAUUCACCAUGUUCAUCGGCAUGACCUUCCCCUUCUUCGGCGGCCUACUCUCUUUCUUCGGCGGAUUCGCAUUCGCCCCGACCACAUACUUCCUUCCUUGCAUCAUGUGGCUUGCUAUUUACAAACCCAGAAGGUUUAGCUUAUCUUGGAUCACUAAUUGGAUCUGCAUAAUUCUCGGGGUCUUGCUUAUGAUCUUGGCUCCUAUUGGUGGAUUGCAAGAGAUCAUCAUAAAUGCCAAGACUUACAAGUUCUACUCGUAG
Molecule: messenger RNA, 669 nt
Organism: Zingiber officinale
Lineage: Eukaryota; Viridiplantae; Streptophyta; Magnoliopsida; Zingiberales; Zingiberaceae
Product: lysine histidine transporter 1-like
Exons: 5
Coding region: 1-669 (222 amino acids)
Cellular component (GO): plasma membrane
Source: RefSeq, a predicted model, not a curated record